UGAAGACUCGAAAGUUUUCAUUGAUUCGUUUAUUGAUCAGAAUGAAUUACUUUCUCAGUAUAUUGGUUGGAGCUUUGCUCCUGUGCAUAGAUUCAUUUGCACUUCCAACAGCCCAGCCGGAGUCAGACUCACGUUUGCCUGACGCUAGCCAUGUCCUUCUGCGGACAAUGCCACUAGGCGCAUCUAUCACAUAUGGGACGAAGUCAACGGAUGGAAAUGGUUUUCGCAAAGCCUUUCAUGAGAAACUCCGUGAGGCUGGCCAUCCAGUGGACAUGGUUGGGAGUCGGAAGGCAGGAACCAUGAAGGACAAUGACAAUGAGGGAUGGCCUGGAUUUACGGUUGAUCAGGUCCAUAAGAAGGCGAGUGCCAACUUUGGGCCCAAGCCAAACCUCUACCUAAUCGAAGCCGGGACGAAUGAUUGUGUGAAGGAGGUUGAUGUUGCUCAUGCCCGAGAACGAAUGGAGAAUAUGAUCAAUGACAUCUUCACUCAUGUUCCCAGUACAACAAUCAUCCUAUCCGGCCUCCUUCCACUGAAAAAGAAUGAUACCUGUGCUCAGGAGAUAUCUGCUGGCUACAAGGAGUUGGUAGGACAACUUCAGGAAAAGAAGAAGAAAAUUGUCUUUGCAGACAUGCACAAUGGCCAAAUCAAACUAUCAGACCUUGUUGACGGGACUCACCCCACCGAUGCUGGGUACAAAACAAUGGCAGAAAUCUGGUUCAGCGCAUUCCAAGAUGCGGCCCACAGGAACUUUCUCACAGCUCCUUUAUCAAACAGUUAAUCAAAUACAGCAUCUGACAACUGAGAUGGCAUCAACUGCUUCUGCAAUGAUCAGUGUCCUUUCUUGACAAUUUUUUUCUUUUUCGAGCCCCUUGCAAUUGGACAAUGCUCGGCUGUUUUACUGCUAUGGUAUUAUUAGAUAGCUAUAUCCAUUAUCACAUUAUUGGUUUGAGUCUUUUGUGAACUGAGCUGCGUUGUGCUUUGCUGUUUAUUUUAACAUUUGACUUUCACCUAUGCUGUUUUUUGUCUGGUGAACUGUAUCUACUUAUGAGUCUUGAGUGUAUAUAUAUCUGAAAGACUUACCCUGGACCGCGAUCCCGUCUGAUCAGUAUGACAGGUGAGCUAACAAGCACUGUAAUACCAAACCCUUUUACUGUCCG
This is a messenger RNA of Aspergillus wentii DTO 134E9, 1158 nucleotides long. Its product is annotated as SGNH/GDSL hydrolase family protein. Gene Ontology annotation, molecular function: phosphatidylcholine lysophospholipase A1 activity. The record is from RefSeq and is a predicted model, not a curated record. The transcript has 3 exons. NCBI's taxonomy places the organism in Eukaryota, Fungi, Ascomycota, Eurotiomycetes, Eurotiales, Aspergillaceae. Bases 42 to 779 code for a protein of 245 amino acids.